Messenger RNA from Sclerotinia sclerotiorum 1980 UF-70, 102 nucleotides. RefSeq lists its product with no specific name. The transcript has a single exon. The record is from RefSeq and is a predicted model, not a curated record. NCBI's taxonomy places the organism in Eukaryota, Fungi, Ascomycota, Leotiomycetes, Helotiales, Sclerotiniaceae. Bases 1 to 102 code for a protein of 33 amino acids.
AUGGAGAAGAAGGAAGAAGAAAAAGGAAGAAGAAGGAAGUCAGGUAAAGAGAUUAUUAUGCAGGAGGAGAAGGAGAGGAGAGGAGCGAGCCCAAUGGUUUAG